AUGUUGCUUAGCCGUUUUCCGUGGACGGCGGUUUCCGCUGCUGCACCAAUUCCACUGCAUUCUUCCAUUAAAGUUUUCACUUCCAUUCCAAAGCAACUCGCCUUCUCCCAUUUAUCCUUCUGCUCCACCUCCAACCUCCAUCUCACUCACCAUCCAGACAAACAUGAACAUGAACCGGAUAAUCGUCGCACGCAGCAUCUGAAACCCGGACUUUAUCUCGUCGGAACACCGAUCGGAAAUCUUGAAGACAUCACAUUCAGGGCUCUUCGAGUGUUAAAACACCCCUGGUAA
Messenger RNA from Lathyrus sativus (Indian pea), 291 nucleotides. The record is from the annotation of a GenBank genome assembly. Lineage: Eukaryota; Viridiplantae; Streptophyta; Magnoliopsida; Fabales; Fabaceae.